Molecule: messenger RNA, 2095 nt
Organism: Chrysoperla carnea
Lineage: Eukaryota; Metazoa; Arthropoda; Insecta; Neuroptera; Chrysopidae
Gene: temp
Product: protein prenyltransferase alpha subunit repeat-containing protein 1
Exons: 2
Coding region: 111-1385 (424 amino acids)
Biological process (GO): protein prenylation
Cellular component (GO): cytoplasm
Molecular function (GO): protein prenyltransferase activity
Source: RefSeq, a predicted model, not a curated record
UGUCAAAAGUUGUCAAUUUAAUAAAAUUCGAACCUAACAAAUAAGGACAUAAAUAAAAAAUAAUUUGGCAUAUUAAAAAUAAUAGAAAAAUAAAAAAAAUUAUAAUAACAAUGCAGCAAUACAGAGAAGAUCCAUUAGUUGAAAAAAUAUUAUCUGAUUUACAUAAAGCAAUAAAAAGACACCCUGAAAUUUGUGAAUUUGAAAUAAUUCCAUCAACUGAAGCACAAAAAAAUAAAUCACCCGUAAUUUAUAUCGAAUCACAUUUAGGAUUAGAAUCAUGGUGUGUCAAACAUAUAUUCACAUACAUUCAUAAUACAAUUAUAUCGUUACGAAAAUCUAAAUCGAAAAUACAUGAUACUCAUCGUUUAGAACGUUUGUUGCUGGGUGGUGUCAUUCUAAAUCCUGAUAUCAACACCUUUUGGAAUAUACGUCGUGAACUAGUCCUCGAAAAUAAUAUUGAUAUAAAAAAUGAGUUACAUAUUAGUCAAAUAGUUUUAUCCCAUAAACCAAAAUCGAAUGAAACUUUCAUCUAUCGCGAAUGGAUUCUACAACGAAUGAUUAAAAUGCAAGUAAUACAAGUCGAUGAACAAUUACAUAAUUUAAUUCAACAAGAAUUAAGUAUCGCUUCGAAGGCAAUUGAUAAAUGUUCGAAUAAUUAUCAUGCUACUAAUUAUAAAUUGUAUAUUAUGCGUAAUUUAGCACCGUUAAUACCUCUUUAUUUCGAAAUAAUUUUACAAAAUGAGUUAAAUCGAUCGGAGAUUAACAUGUCGACUGCUGUCUCCGAUAGCAGUAUAUUUUAUUAUCGUCAACAAAUUAUAAACAUCUUAAAAGAUGUUCCGAUACAAUUAGACGAAAAAUACUUGAAUAAAUUACAAAUUUUGCUAAAACAAAAUGUCUCGUGUAAAGAUAUCGAUCGGGCAAGUUCGAAUGAUAUGAUAAUUACCCUCUUGGGUAAACCUCCCAGUACAAAAUUGAAUACAUUUCGUAUAACAUGCUUAUCGAAUUUUCUAAAAGUUUUAACAUCGGAAUUAGUAUUUAUAUCGGAAUUAAAUCGAAUGUUUCCAUGUCAUGAAUCGAUUUGGUAUCAUCGACGAUUCGUUUUAUGGGAAUUAAUGUUAAUUCUAUAUAAUUUCUAUGAUAAAAAUAUGAUUAGUAAAAAAUUUAUGUUUCAUGAAGAGCAACGGAUUUCGAAUACUUCGAUGAAUAUUACACAACAAUCACUUACACACUUCGAACAGUGUGAUACAUUUUUGGAUUGUAUAGUGUUGUAUAAAAUGAUUGUGAAUAAUGAGAAAAAUGAACUUGAAUGUUGUGAUUACGAACAAAAUAAAUUUGUGGAUCGACAUAGGAAAUGGCUUAUAUUGAAUUUUAAUUUAGUUGUUUAGAGAAGAAAAAAUAUCUGUUUUUUUUUUAUUAUCCAGUCAAAUUAGUCCAUAAAAUAUAAGUAAGGUUACAAAAAUUCCCAUAGAGCUAAAAAUUGGUAUGAAUGUUCAGAAUACUAUUAUAAAUAAAUUGUGAAAAGUCCCCAUCAAUCCCCCUUGUGAUCAUUCAAUUUGCUACAAAAUGUGUCUCUGCACCGUUUUUCAUAAGUGCUGCCAUUUUCGUGAUAUAGCGGUUCAAAGAAUUGAACAAAUUAUUUUUUUCGUAAUACAUUUUUGAACUGUUAUAUGAGGACUUAUUUUUGAUGAACCAACUUCUUAUUCUUGGCGCUGUCUUUUCACAGCAUCAUACUCUUUCGAGUAUUAUUUUUUCAACACUGCACAUGAAUUUUUACAGAUGUCUGGUCUUUCAGAUACUCCGAAAAUUCACCACCUCUUUCAAUACUUACGACUAACAAUAUUUUAUGGAGUAUGAGACGAGGCAGGUAUACGAGCAUCACCACGCUGACAAUUGAAUGAAAGACAGAUGUUACUCAGACCAUGCUACUAAAUAAAAAUAGGGACGGAGUUCUUGACGUUGAUUUAUAUUCUAAAAAUUUUUAAAUUUGUAUGUAUAAGAUAUAGGGACUAAUAUUUUUACUCGUAUAACGGUUCAAAAAUGUAUAUAAACGUGUAUAUUAUGAAUAAAAUAAUUUUUUCAAUUCUUUGAACCGCUA